Messenger RNA from Anguilla rostrata (American eel), 3320 nucleotides. Its product is annotated as arginyl-tRNA--protein transferase 1. Lineage: Eukaryota; Metazoa; Chordata; Actinopteri; Anguilliformes; Anguillidae. The record is from RefSeq and is a predicted model, not a curated record. The transcript has 13 exons. Bases 151 to 1758 code for a protein of 535 amino acids. Gene Ontology annotation, molecular function: arginyl-tRNA--protein transferase activity. Gene Ontology annotation, cellular component: cytoplasm. Gene Ontology annotation, biological process: protein arginylation.
GACACGGGGCGGCGCAAUAGACUACACUGUCUCUACCACGAUUUUUUUCUGAUUCCUUGAGAUUCUAUGGUAUGCGGAGGGGCGGUGUUCACUGGAAACAUCGCCGGGUGGAUGGAAACCUGUAAUGCCACUAGACAAGACUAGAGAAAGAUGGCAGCUGGUAACUCCUACACCAUAGUGGAAUAUUUUGGUGGGGAAGAUGGGUAUGCUUGUGGCUAUUGUAAAAGUGAAAAGGGAAAUUUUUCACAUGGGAUGUGGGCCCACGCCAUGACCGUGCAGGACUACCAGGACCUGGUGGACCGAGGCUGGAGAAGAAGCGGGAAGUACGUUUACAAGCCCAUCAUGGACGAGACGUGCUGUCCGCAGUACACUAUCAGGUGUCAUGCGCUCAACUUCCAGCCCUCGAAAACACACAAAAAAAACCUGAAGAAGAUGAGCAAAUUCCUUUCCAAAGGGGAAAUGCCCACCGAAUGUGACGGGGAACCCAUGGACUCUGUCUGUGAGGAGGGCAGACCCAGGGAGACCCCAAAAGCCUGCAGCUCUGACGUUCAGGAGCCCGUCGACGCUGUCGCCCCCGAAAAGGAGGCGGCCCCCCAGCCAGCGCAACCGGACACGCCCCAGCAGGCACCAAAACCUGAAGCUCCAAUCACAGGACCACCCGCCAUGCCCAAACCAGGCGUCGGGGCGGACCCCAGCAGACCCCCCUGCCGCAAGGCCAAAGACCUGCGCAAGGAGCGCCGGCAGCAGAAGGAGCAGCAGAGGCAGCAGGAGGGAGGGGCCUCGUCCGCAGGCUCCGCCCCCGCCUGCGCCCCGCCCACCCAGUCCAGAACGCUGGAGGACUUGAUCGCCGAGUCCCUCCCGGAAGACGCCAAACAUCGGCUGGAGGUGAGGCUAGUCCGCUCCAGUCCUCCCAGCGCGCAGUUCAAAGCCUCCUUCCACGCCUCCUACCAGGUGUACAAACUCUACCAGAUCGCCAUUCACAAGGACCCGCCCGACAAGCCCUCAGAGAGCCAGGUGAAGCUAGUGCCCGUGAGCUUUGAGGACCCUCAGUUCAUGGCGACCUUUGACCAGUCGGCGGCGCUGUACGCGCGCUACCAGACGGCCGUCCACGGCGACGCCCCCUCAGAGUGCGGGGAGAGCGAGUUCCGGAGGUUUCUAUGCGAUUCCCCACUUGAGGAGGAGACGGCUCCGGACGGGCCGGAGGCCGGGUACGGCUCCUUCCACCAGCAGUACUGGCUGGACGGGCGCAUCGUGGCGGUGGGCGUGAUCGACGUCCUGCCCACCUGCGUGUCGUCCGUGUACCUGUACUACCACCCCGACUGCGCCGCCCUGUCCCUCGGCACCUACUCUGCACUCAGGGAGAUCGCCUUCACACGGCAGCUGCAGGGACAGUCUCCCAAACUCUGCUAUUACUACCUGGGCUUCUACAUCCACUCCUGCCCCAAGAUGCGCUACAAGGGUCAGUACCGGCCGUCAGACCUCCUGUGCCCGGAGACGUACGCCUGGGUGCCCAUCGAGCAGUGCGUGCCCCGCCUAGAGAGCGCCGCCUACGCCCGCUUCAACCAGGACAUCGACGCAGUGGACGAGCGGUUCCUGAAGGACCUGGACCGGGUCCUGGUGCUGCACCGGCGGGCCGUCAUGCCCUACGCCGCCUACGCCCGCAAGCGGCGCGGCCCCAGCGACGAGCGGGAGGUGGAGCAGUACGCCAGGCUGGUGGGGCAGGCCUGCGCCGAGAGGAUGCUCCUGUACCGGGCGUAGCCAGCAGGGGGCGCUCAGCGGAGGGCGCCUCACCGCCCACUUUCACAGAAACGUCAUUAAUGUGCACAUCUUUGUGUCUGUCGGUCUGUCUGUCCGUGUCACAUUCUUGAUGCACCAUUUUACUGAAGGGUGUGGUUUGUCUGUCUGUCUUUCUGUCUGCCCGUCUGUCUCCGUCGCAGAAUUUGCCCCUUUUUCCUGCUCCACAGAUUCACUGAUUUGUAUAUGAAACCCACAGCAUAGUCACACGUGUGUCUCACUCGCUUGCAGAACACCAUUUCAUUUGACAAUGACUGAUUUGGGACGGCCCUUAAUGUUAAGAAUCCACAGUUACUGAUGCUUAGAGUCUUCAGAAGGGUUACUGAACUGUCUGUUACCUGGGGGAUACUUCAACUGCAGCGUUUUCAUCUAGAGAUCUAUGCCUCUGUGCCUCUGUGCACCUACAUCAGUACAUCAGAGUGCUUCUACUCUUUUAGAAAGCUUUUACCCCAUUCAGAGAGACCUGAGCCACUCAAAGCCAUGCCAGGUCUGUCUGUCUGUCUGUCCGUCCGUCCGUCCGUCUGUGGGAAGGCCGGGCUCUGUUCUCUGACUGAUGUGAAUGAGGUUUUGGGUUUUGGAGGUUGCAUCCCCCCCCCCCCUUCACCACACUGACCUCAGACCAGCGUAGGCCAGCGCGCAUGCGUGCGGUCUCUGGCAGAACACUGAUCUGAGGUCAGUGGAGCUGACGGGGAGUUGAUUGCGAGGGAACGGUUUAGAAAAGAGAACGCAACCGCAGCUGUGUGGGCCUGAGGCCUGAAGAGCCGACGGUCCUCCGGACGGCUUCCCACAUUGCAGUUCCCCACCGCUCCCCCCCCCGCGCCCCCAGAAUUCCACUGGGCCAGUCUUCACCCAACCUUCCAGCCCAAACACGCCGGCGACGGACGGCUCACUGUCACCCCACCUUUAUGGCCUUCACGAGAACCUCACCUUUCCACCGCUAGCUCCCGGGGGCCCGUGAGCCUGGGACCCGAUGCAGAGGAUUGUGGGAAUCGACUCACGGCGAACAAAUGAGGCUGUAGCACUGAGCGCAGAAGCAGCUAUCUGGGCAUGAAGCCAGCGCAUUAUCAGACAGUAUCCCACAAUGCCAUAGAUGCCAUAUUGCGUUUGUUGAGCCAUAUUGCACUCUUUAAUAUCAGACCAGGGACUCCUGGGUAGAAGAUAGAAGUCAACAUUGAAUGGGUGAGGGUUCAGGAAGGAGGGCCUCAUCUUUACUGAUCUGAGAUCAGUGUUUUGGUGGACUGAGUUAGUGGUUUAAGUGGUGUCCCAGGUUCAGGGGCCAGGCCUAUUUACACUGUUGGGUUGAAAAUAAUUAAGAAGGUUUUUUUUUUUAAUGUUUUAUUUUACUGCUAUGUAAUGCAAAUGCAAAAACAUGUACCCCUGAGAACCAAUUCUCAGUGCUUUUUUUUUGUCUUGUCAUGGAGACUUGUAGCUUUCAAUGAAUAUAAUUUUUCUGUAUCUUACAAUAUUAUUUUAUUGCAAACAAAAUAAAGAUAUGAACUAUUCUUUUCAUUUGCAUUGAAAGACAA